GAGGAGCGGUGCCUGUGGGAGACAAAGCGGUUCUCUAGCGCCACCCCCCCCCACCACAGGCGUGUUGGUGUCCCCACUAUCCCCGAUGGUCACCGCUUUCAGGAAGACAAUCGGUUUAAAUAUCUAAAUCUGGGGUAACGUUCAACGCAGUGCGGUGCAGACAGAGAGGAGGACGCGUUUCGUCACGGUUGAGUAGUGGAAAGCUUUCCGGGGAACCAUGUCGUCUCUAUGGCAGACAUCCUCGUACUCCCCGAGUGGGGCUCUCCCCGAGAUAGACUCCAGCUCGGUCCGGCUUGGAGACCACCGGGCCCUGAACCCGGCCUGGCCCAAGCAGGAGCAGGACGAGCUGAGCAUCAUCAAGUGGGAGAACCUACACACGGGGGGGAACGGACCCGAUGUCGUGCAGGACAACACGCCCAGUAGCGCCAUGUCAUCGGGCUCUGCCACUGAGGGUCUCCCGCCCAGGGUCCUGAUGACCAUCACCAAGCUGCAGUGUUUGUUGGAGCGGAAGCAGGACCGCAUCGCUGCCCUGGAGCGGCAGGUGGAGGACCUGAUGCAGGACAGGAAGUUCCUGCGCAGCCAGAUCGAGAACCUCACCAGCAACCGCCCGUCGGCUGCCUACGCGCCGCCCAGCCAGCCCGCUGCUGCCGCCGCCACGGCCACCACCGCCGCCGCCGCUGAAGGUCCUAAACCGCCGCACGUGGAGGCCCGGUCCCGUAAGAGAGAGCGGGAGCGCGUGGGGUCCAGCGACUCCCUCAGCAACGACAGCGACUCGGAUGUGUCCAUCUCGACAGACGUUUCCAUGGCGACCAGCGAGCACCGCAGGAAGCGACGCAGCAAGGACAGGAAGAGAGGGAAGAGAGGAAAGGACUACAGCAGGAAGAGAGCCACGGGCAUCCAGUACGUCAUCCACCGCUACAAGCAGGUCCUCGCCGCCUACAACAAGAAGAAGAACAUGACCAAGGCCUUCCGCCACUACGGCAUCGACCGCAACACCAUCGCCAACACGGCGUCCAUCGCAGAGCUCCACCUGGCCUGCAAGGACACCGCCGCCCUGGUGGGCACCUUCCGCCACGGCGAGGAGACUCUGGUAAACUACGCCCAGCGCUGCGCCCUCUGCAUCGACUGUGACGCGGACCUGUCGAGGAGGAUAGACCUGAUGAAGACCAAUGGAGAGCUGCUGCCCAUCUCGGUGAAGAGGGGCCGCGGGGUGCAGCCUCACUUCCAGCCACUGGGGGGCGACAUCGAGAGCAUUGUGCUGAGUUAAGGAGCGACGGUAGCAGGAAAUACAAGCGGCCGUCUGUCUGUCGCUCUGAUGUGCAGGAUCAUUUUCGGGCUACCUCGGUCACACAGACCCACGGCAAAGCUAGGCUGGCUUUCCAACGCUGACUUAUCAUUCUAUUUUUAGAAGAAACACUGUGAUGUGUAGCCUAUUUGUUAAUUCUUCCCCGGGUUCUAAAGGUCGUGUUUAUGUAAUAACGCUACCGUAGCCUUGUUUUUAAGUAAUAUUAUCCUUGAAAUGGACACUUCGAAUUGAUUAUAUAUGUUUUUUAAUAUACUUUAUUUAAUUAACAAUCACUACUGGUAUCUUUGUAUGGUAUUUCCAUUACUGGAGUUUAUGUGCAUAGCCGUACAGACUGUUUUGGUAGCAGCUGAGAACUAUUUUAAGUUUGUGCAGAGUAGCAAAUAGACGCAACAUACAUGAGGUCAGAAAAUAGCUUCCAAGGUCCAAUGUUCUACCUAUUUUUCUCACAUAUUUUGAAUGCUUUUAUUAUGUAAAGGAGGUGGAAAUCUACUAAAGCAUAUGCUGUAUAGGCCUAUGCACACUAACUUUGUUAAAGUCUAACGAUUUUCAGUAGGUCACAAAUGAAUGGGUCCUUUUAAAUAGCCAGGUUUUUCUGCAUGUCUGCAAGACCCUAAAUGUAAUAUAGCCUAAAAGUUUUAUCCCAGAUAUUUUGAAUGUUUAACAGGUGUGGAUCUUUUUUUUUCUGAAAUUGAUAUUUAAGUGCUAUGAUGAAGAUUUCCACACGAUGGCAGUGCUGACCUAUACAAACCCAUUUAAAGUCAAAUAGUGAACUUUUCGUUUUGAUUUACAA
Gadus macrocephalus (Pacific cod) is the source of this 2096-nucleotide messenger RNA. RefSeq lists its product as uncharacterized. The record is from RefSeq and is a predicted model, not a curated record. NCBI's taxonomy places the organism in Eukaryota, Metazoa, Chordata, Actinopteri, Gadiformes, Gadidae. Gene Ontology annotation, cellular component: nucleoplasm. The coding region runs from base 218 to 1267 and encodes 349 amino acids. The transcript is spliced from 5 exons.